GAUCCAGCAGCCUACAAUUAGACCACAGGAACCUCCUCCACUCCUGUCCUUUGUUAAGACAAAACACACUUUACAUCGGAUAGAGACGAGGUCAUCGCCGAUGGAGGACUCUGAUGUGUCUCUUGGUUCUGAGGUUGAAGAAAAUGAUUAAAACAGGAAAAGGUCUCCUUGUUGCACUGCUUCACACGUCUUUGCUCUCGUCGGCUCGCCUUCAGCCAAGAACGUCGGAGGACGCUCUGCAAAACGUCUGGAGUCAAACAGAACCGGGACGCGUUGGACGAACGGCUGACGGCGACUGUCAGCCAGCGUGCAGGAAGCCCUGCGUAAAUGGAAAAUGUGUGGGACCAGACAAGUGUUCGUGCUCGGCGGGAUACGAAGGACCACACUGUGAUGAAGAUGUGAAUGAGUGCGGUUUGCCGAAGAGACCCUGUUCCCAGCGCUGCAUGAACACGCCGGGCAGCUACCGUUGCUACUGCGAGCCGGCACACACUCUCAGCGCAGACGGAUACACCUGCACCAGAGAUACCACAUGUUUCCCCCUGCGCUGCCAGUUUGGCUGCCAGUUGGAGCGAUGGGGAGCAGCUCGAUGCCUGUGUCCACCUGGCCUCCACCUGGCGGCUGAUAGAGAGACCUGUAAAGACGUAGAUGAGUGUCGGACGGCUAACGUGUGUCCGCCACGGCGGACCUGCAGGAACACCUUUGGCAGCUUCGUUUGUGUCUGCAGAGACGGCUUCGUGAUGCGAAGCCUGCGGGGAUCCGUGGAGUGUAGAGACAAGGAUGAAUGUCUGAUUGGAAACCACGCAUGCAGCCGCCACGCUCGCUGCAUCAACACAGAGGGCUCGUACACGUGUCGAUGCUUGGAGGACCACUUUGGAAACGGCCGUUCCUGCAGGCGCAGGAGAGCAAGGCAGUCUAAGGCUGCCAUGUACUUCAUCUACAAACUCUCCAAAAGGACCAGACCUCUGCACGGGUUGUUAUUCUAGAGCUGCAUGAUAGGAAACCGACAUAUAGACCAUGUCCAAAGUUUACAUCCACUCAUCAUCACCAUUAAAUAAAGUUUAGACCUUUGAUGAUGUUUUGAACUGUUUUUUUCUUUUUUUACAACAUGCAAAGAAGCCAAAUUAAAAGUCCAA
Molecule: messenger RNA, 1133 nt
Organism: Fundulus heteroclitus (mummichog)
Lineage: Eukaryota; Metazoa; Chordata; Actinopteri; Cyprinodontiformes; Fundulidae
Product: nephronectin
Exons: 7
Coding region: 114-983 (289 amino acids)
Molecular function (GO): calcium ion binding
Source: RefSeq, a predicted model, not a curated record